AUGCCGGGGAGGGGAUGUCGCAAGUGGUGUGCGAGGAAGCGUGGCAAUAGGGUGGGAGUCCAUGCUAGGCUAAAAACAAACCCUAGCCGGCCUGCUCUCCCGUCCAUGCUGUUCUCCCUUGUUUGCUCUCUGGACAAUAAACUGGACUACAUCCAACUCCAGAAGGCAACAGGGCAUGAGUUUAGAGACUGCGUUGUCUUUGUCUUCAUGGAGACGUGGCUCAGCAAUCAAGUUCCGGACGCUGCCAUUCAGCUAGACAGUGCAUACAUGGCAUCAGUGACCAGCCUCAUCAGCAAGUGCAUUGAUGAUGUCACCGUCCCCAAGACAAUCACUACACGCUCCAACCAGAAGCCGUGGAUGACUGCGAAGGUGCGUGCACUGCUGAGGACCCGAGACUCCACCUUCAAGGCGGCCCCAAGAACAGCGAGGACCAAAAUAUCCUGGAUCAACAGACAGGCAAAGCGCACACACGCCCAGAAAAUCCACAAUGACUUCACGGAUAGUGGCGACAAGCAAUGCAUGUGCCAGGGCAUUCAGGCCGGCCAUCAGAAGCUACAAGACAGAGAUGGCUCCCUUCCAAAUGCACUGAACAACUUCUACGCUCGGUUUGAGGUGCAGAAUGAUGUGGCGGGCAAGUUUGGUUAUUUUCCAAGGGCACUGCAGCAUGUCUUGAGCUGCCGUCCAUUCCCCGAAAACUGUAGACAUUUGCCACCCACCUCCUCUUACACAAGAUGGGAAAGAACAGAAUGCCAGAAUCUGACCUUUAACAAUCCACUCGACUGCUCCCAUAUACAAUCUGAGCUUCACUUUAUUAUGGAGACCCUGAGCAAAGAAGAGGAAGACUACCCUCUGGCCUUCAUCAUCACUAUCCACAAAGACCUGGAGAUGUUUGUGCGUGUUCUCAGAGCCAUCUAUGCACCACAAAACAUCUACUGCAUUCACGUAGAUGCCAAAGCUCAAGAAGACUACAAAAUGAGAGUUGAGAAAUUGGCAGAGUGUUUUCCCAAUGUCUUUCUAAGCUCAGUUAGCGAGAAAGUAACCUAUGCAGGUUUUUCUCGUCUGAAGGCUGACAUUAACUGCAUGGAGGACCUGGUGAGGUCUCCAGUAAAUUGGCAAAAGGUGAUCAACCUAUGUGGCCAGGAUUUCCCUGUCCAGAGCAACCUGGAGCUGGUCCGAUAUAUGCAAGAUGCAAACUGGAGAGAUUAUAAUAUGGCUCCAGGAAUCAAACAGCCAAAAUACAUACGACACAGGACUGAAAUACAACACAAGGAAGUCACAGGUCGCUAUGUGGCCUCCCUGGGUAAAGAGCACAAGAAGAUUUCCCCUCCACACAACCUGACAAUCUACUUUGGAACAGCCUACUACAGUCUACAAAGAGCAUUCGUGGAAUAUGUGCUUACCAGCCCAGUGGCCAAAGACCUGUUGGAAUGGUCCAAGGAUACCUACAGCCCAGAUGAGCAUUACUGGGUAACCCUUAACCAUGUGGAAGAUGCCCCUGGCAGUAAUGUAAAUGCUGGCUGGGAGGGUAACAUUCGGGCCAUUAAAUGGAGAGACCAAGAAGGAAUAGUACAUCAAGGCUGUAAUGGAAGUUACAUCAGGGAUAUCUGCAUCUACAGCGUUGAGGAUUUACCCUGGAUAAUUGAGAGGAACAGCAUGUUUGCUAACAAGCUUGACAGCACUAGCUAUCCUGAAGCUCUGGACUGCCUGGAACAGUGGCAAAGGCACAAAGUCCUACAGCAGGCAACGGUGCCCAUUCAGUUAUCAUGGAAACUUGCAACAGAAGUCAAUAUUAGUAGUGCCACAGUAGAAGGUGGAAUAAAAAAACAACAACCAAGAGAUAAUGUCACAGUAAAGACUGCCAAUAAAUUCUUACACUAAAUUAUUAUCUAUACAGUUCAGCAUAAAAUAUUUAAUCUAUGGAUACAAUUCGUAGAAAUGUUAUUUAGAAUUGUUUUAUGUUUAUUCUAUUGUGGCAUCAUUAAAUUGUUAUGGAACUUCAAAAGGAGUAUUAAGAAUUCUGACAACUGAAUAUUUACUGCUCAUGGUUAUGCAAGUGUUACUUAUAAACUGUGAAUUUGCCAUAUAUCACAACAGAAACUAUAGAGAUAAGCAGAAGCAGAGGUGGAGUUAAUAUUUUGCCUUUCAUAAAUGCUUUGCUUUGGAUAUUGUAAAAAGCAUUAUUCCUGUUUCUUGACCAGACUUGGCAUUGGCCUUUUGUUUACAAUGAACAUAAUUCAAAUUACCAGUUAAGCUGAUGGUUAUGUUCAACUAUAUAUUUUCUACUAUAUAAGGUCUGAAAACUACAGGUUUUCUGGAUCUGAAACAUGUUUCUCUUUUGUGUGCAUCUCAACCAAAAAUAAGCUGUAGUAUUUUAAAGUUUCCCCAAAAGUUAAAAAGAGAAAAUAGCAUUUACAGAUUUCCUUCCAAUUCCACAAUCAGUAUAUUUACAUGGACAACAAUAUCUGAUAUUAACCCGAUUAAGACGAUACUCUGAUUAAAAAACUAGCAUGUAAACAACGAUUAUUGAUUAACUUAAUCCAGCUAAAGUCAUACUUGAAGUAAACACAAAUCAAAUUAAGACGUGGAGUAAUCCUAUCUUAGUCGCAUUAUCGAUGCGCAUUAUAGACAUGUACACACCUUAAUCACGCUAUUAACGUCGUGUGGGAGUUUUCACCACAUUUUGCGACAGGACACGCACACACACGGCAGUGCUCAAACAUUUGACAGCAAACAAGAGAGCACGGCUGGGUCCCAAACUGCGUACUUACCUACUAUAUAGUAUCUGAAAAACAUGUAAGUAUGUGGUUUCGGAUGCAGCCCACGGCUUCAAGCAGUUGUCUAUUUGCAUGUACAGCAUGACGAAUAAUUAACUGCACUUGAAGCUUUCGUAAAAUUUUUAAUUAAACACCCAAAACUGUAUAUGGUACCAUAA
Molecule: messenger RNA, 2932 nt
Organism: Ictalurus furcatus (blue catfish)
Lineage: Eukaryota; Metazoa; Chordata; Actinopteri; Siluriformes; Ictaluridae
Product: beta-1,3-galactosyl-O-glycosyl-glycoprotein beta-1,6-N-acetylglucosaminyltransferase 7-like
Exons: 5
Coding region: 1-1878 (625 amino acids)
Cellular component (GO): membrane
Molecular function (GO): acetylglucosaminyltransferase activity
Source: RefSeq, a predicted model, not a curated record